UCGAAAUAACCGUCCCUAUAUGCUCCGAGUCUUUUACGACGGGAAUCGUAGGAGCGAUCCUUGCUAUGCUCGUCUCUGGAAUCUUCUUCCAUCUCCGAAAGGCGAAAACACUGAAAAAUAUUAAUCUUAACUCGGCCGUCUCUGUGAUCCUUUUCCUCCCACUAAAUUUGAGGAAAACCCCUGGCUUUUACUGGAUUUCGAGAAAUGGCUGAAGUUAAUGAGCAGCAAAGCCAACCCCUUGGUGAAGAUAAUGGAAAUGAAAUAGUCACUGAAAAUGCUGCAUUUGUGCAUGAGGAGCCUCCUCAAGAUGCUAUCGGUCCCCCAAGAGUUGAUUCUGAGGUGGAAAUCCUUCAUGAGAAAGUCACAAAGCAAAUCAUUAAGGAAGGUCAUGGACAAAACCCAUCCAAAUAUUCAACAUGCUUCUUGCACUACAGGGCAUGGACGGAAAGCACCCAGCACAAGUUUGAAGACACGUGGGAGGAGCAAAGACCACUUGAGUUGGUAUUAGGGAAAGAGAAGAAAGAAAUGACUGGCUUGGCUAUUGGUUUAUCCAGCAUGAAAUCUGGUGAACGUGCCAGGUUACAUGUGGGCUGGGAAUUAGGUUACGGGAAAGAAGGAAGUUUUUCUUUCCCAAAUGUUCCGCCUAUGGCAGACAUAAUAUAUGAAGUUGAGCUCAUUGGAUUUGAUGAGACCAAAGAAGGCAAAGCUCGUGCUGACAUGACUGUGGAGGAGAGGAUUGGUUCAGCAGAUCGAAGAAAGAUGGAUGGAAAUGCUUUAUUUAAGGAGGAUAAACUGGAGGAGGCUAUGCAACAGUAUGAAAUGGCCAUUGCAUAUAUGGGUGAUGACUUCAUGUUCCAAUUGUUUGGGAAGUACAGGGACAUGGCUUUAGCUGUUAAGAAUCCAUGUCACCUUAACAUGGCAGCAUGUCUAAUAAAGCUCAAGCGCUAUGAUGAAGCAAUCAUGCAAUGCAGCAUUGUGUUGGCAGAGAAUGAAAACAACGUCAAAGCACUGUUCAGACGAGGUAAAGCUCGAGCAGAACUUGGGCAAACAGAUGCUGCCCGAGAGGACUUCCUGAAGGCACGGAAAUUUGCACCCGAAGACAAAGCAAUUGCGAGGGAGUUACGUUUGCUUGCCGAACAUGACAAGGCUCUUUAUCAGAAGCAAAAGGAGAUCUAUAAAGGACUCUUUGGACCAAGACCUGAACCGAAACCAAAGCGAUCUAAUUGGCUGGUUCUCUUUUGGCAUUGGUUGUUGUCACUAUUCUAUCGCCUUUUCAAGCGCGGAGGGCACAAAGCAGACUAAUCAUAAGCAGAUGGACAAAGAUACUUUGUGUACCAAGCAAGCAUGAUCUCAAGCAUUAAACGUUAAAGGCCAAAGGUUCCAGCGAUACGGACGCACAGUUAUUUCUUCAAGUGUGUGCUAAUUAACCUUAAUAUGUUUUUUUUCCCCUUUCUCCUAGGAUAAAGCCCCGUUUGCGUUUAAUCUUGUUGUGACCUCAAAUACUUAUUGGUAUCAUAGCCAUUUUCUGGCCAUUGCAUUUGAAAUAAACAUUUCACAUGAUGCUGGACUUGAGCUCU
This is a messenger RNA of Juglans regia (Persian walnut), 1577 nucleotides long. Its product is annotated as peptidyl-prolyl cis-trans isomerase FKBP42-like. Lineage: Eukaryota; Viridiplantae; Streptophyta; Magnoliopsida; Fagales; Juglandaceae. The transcript is spliced from 8 exons. The coding region runs from base 205 to 1302 and encodes 365 amino acids. The record is from RefSeq and is a predicted model, not a curated record. Gene Ontology annotation, molecular function: peptidyl-prolyl cis-trans isomerase activity; protein binding.